AACCACAGCACCACCCCCACCAUGCUUCUUCUUGCUGAUCUGUGGUUUCUGUAGCAGCCAAAGGAGAGAAGCCACCUGAGGGAAGGAAGGCCAGCACAGUGCCUAGGAGCAGAAGCAGAGAAGAGAGCCAAGUGAUGGGCACGGGCAGCCUGCAGUCUACCAUGCUGGAAGGGCAUGGCAUAAACCCGCCAGACCUGGACUUCUCUGCCAUCGAUGAUAAAAUCAUGUCCAGGAAGGCUUCCCGGCUUGACAGGGAAAUGACAGACAAAGCUAAGUCCACGUUGUUCGCUAGCUGUGACAAAACAGGAGUCCUUCGAAAGAAGAGAUGGGAUCUGCAGGAGACCAUGGACAUGAUGGAGUCGCAGACGCUGCUGAUGACCCUGCUGUCUGUGAAGAUGGAGAACAACCUGGCUGUGCUGGAGGAGAAGGCAGAGAAGGACUUGGCAGCCAUGUGCCAUGAGAAGGAGAGGCUGCAGAGGCAGGCACUGGAGCUGCGGCGCCAGCUGCUUCUCCGACAGAAACAGCAGGAGCUGGCCGCUGCCCUUGAUGCCCAGAUUGAAGUGCUAAGCCCUCUUCAGCCUGUGUUAGAGUGCUUCAAAGAGGAAUACAAGACACUGGGCAGAGCCCUGGACACCACGCGACACGAGCUGCCCACACAGGCUGUCCACAUGGAAGGAAGUGGGCAGGAGCUCCUAGAUGAUCUGGAGCCAGCCCUGAUGACCACCCUGCAGCUCCUGGGUGAUCUGAGCAUCUGCUCCCCAGAUGCCAGUGCACAGGUGCAGGGAGCCAGCACACAGCAGCCUGGAGCCAGUGCACAGCUGAACUGUUGGCUGAAGGAACUGAAGGGCUUGGUCGCUGAGAAAGACCUGGAGCUUGGCAGACUUGUCAGCCAGGUGGUGGAACUUUCCUCCCAGGCCAGUAAAGAAGCAGCUUUGACAAACCAGGAAGUCUGGGAAGAGGCAGAGGCCACCCUCACCAGCAGCCAGUGGUACUUCAGUCCAGAUGCCUGCAGGGACCAUAGUCCCACCCAGGACAGGACGGAUUACAGCAGGCCUGACCCUUGAUUGCCUCAGGCAGCCAGUGCUUCCGGAGCGUCCCCAGCUGCCUCUUCUGCUCAUUUGUUUCCUCAUGCCUCCUCCUUGUGGACUGAAGGAAGUUUGGUGGUCCAGUAUUCUGAAAAGCUUGUGCACUUUGGUUUUGGUCUGCUUUGGUUCUUGUCUUGAUGGUGCCGUUGAGGUGGGAAGACACAUCAGUCUUGGCAGCACCAUCCCUUGGGUUUGGGUCCUAGACUGAGUGAAGAAAGCAAGCUGAAUACAGUGUGAUGCAUUUGUUCUACCCGCUGCUAACUGUGUG
This is a messenger RNA of Arvicanthis niloticus (Nile rat), 1353 nucleotides long. The record is from RefSeq and is a predicted model, not a curated record. Lineage: Eukaryota; Metazoa; Chordata; Mammalia; Rodentia; Muridae.